Alnus glutinosa is the source of this 1589-nucleotide messenger RNA. Its product is annotated as UDP-xylose transporter 1. The record is from RefSeq and is a predicted model, not a curated record. Gene Ontology annotation, molecular function: antiporter activity; UDP-xylose transmembrane transporter activity. Gene Ontology annotation, cellular component: Golgi apparatus. NCBI's taxonomy places the organism in Eukaryota, Viridiplantae, Streptophyta, Magnoliopsida, Fagales, Betulaceae. The transcript has 8 exons. The coding region runs from base 409 to 1455 and encodes 348 amino acids.
CAUUCUAAUCCCAAGUCUUACUUACUGUCUUAAUUAACGGUCAUUUAAAUUGACUCCCUCCAGUCCCUUGCUUGCAAUAGCCGUCAAGUCCCUCCCUUCUGGAAGGGAAGCGGGGCACCUGAAGACAAAAGCUCGGCUCCUGUGUAUGUACACUUUAAAAGACGGCGUUAGGCACCAACCGCAAAACCAUCAAAAAUAAAAGGGUGCAAAAGCUACAUUCUCAUACAAGCCACGACACUCAUCCUCUCUCUCUCUCUCUCUCUCUCUCUCUAAGCUCUCUAAGCUCUCCCAAUUCUCUCAUCCCCAGUCCGGGCCGCGCCAUUUAUUGUUCAGAGUUUUCGGAGCUUGUAAUUAAGCUCGUUUGAGUGUCUCCGGCCGAACGAGCUCCAUAUUAUCCCUCUCGCAAAGAUGGGAGAAAUGUCGACCUUCCAGUUGGGCGUGAUUGGCGCGCUUUUCCUUUCAGUGGCAUCAUCAGUCUCCAUUGUCAUCUGCAACAAAGCUUUGAUGAGCAAGCUUGGCUUCCCUUUUGCUACUACGCUGACUAGUUGGCAUCUUUUGGUGACAUUCUGCACCCUGCAUGUGGCGCAACGCUUGAAUUUUUUUGAGUCGAAAUCAACUGACGCAAAGACUGUAAUACUCUUUGGCAUUCUGAAUGGAGUUUCAAUUGGACUUCUCAACUUGAGCCUGGGUUUCAACUCCAUUGGAUUUUACCAGAUGACAAAACUUGCAAUCAUACCAUUUACUGUACUAUUGGAAACACUGUUCCUGAAAAAGCAAUUCAGCCGGAAGAUAAAGUUCUCUCUCUUCCUCUUACUAAUAGGAGUUGGCAUCGCUUCUAUAACUGAUCUUCAGCUCAAUUCUCUCGGAUCAAUUCUCUCUGUUUUAGCCAUAAUAACUACCUGUGUUGGUCAAAUUCUGACAAACACAAUACAAAAGAGGCUCAAUGUAUCUUCAACCCAGCUGCUAUACCAGUCAGCUCCAUUUCAGGCAGCAGUUCUCUUUGUCUCAGGCCCUCUGGUUGAUCAGUUCCUCACCAAGCAAAAUGUCUUCGCCUACAAAUAUUCUCCUUUAGUUUUGGCAUUCAUCGUGCUUUCUUGCCUAAUAGCCGUGGCCGUGAACUUUAGCACCUUUCUAGUUAUUGGCAAGACUUCGCCGGUUACAUAUCAAGUGCUAGGCCACCUCAAGACAUGCCUUGUUCUUGCCUUUGGCUAUACACUACUCCAUGACCCAUUUACAGAGAGGAACAUUAUUGGAAUCCUAAUCGCAAUAUGGGGCAUGGGACUAUACUCAUAUUUUUGCACUCAGGAGAAUAAAAAGAAACAAUCCGUUGAUGUUUCACUCGUUUCUCAGAUUAAAGAUAAAGACACUACACCGCUUUUGGCUGGGAAGAACAUGGGUCUUUCAGAUAAGGAAACUCAUGAGGCUAAGAAAUCAACCAAGGACUCUGUUGUUUAAGUUUCUGACAAAAGCUUCAUGUAUCUUGGUGUUCUUUCCAGAUCCAGUACAUUUUUUCCCCCUAUAAACUCAAGACAUUUUGCUGAGUUGUAAAGGAUUUUGAUUCUUUGAAUAAAUUGACUCUCUUCCUUUUC